This is a messenger RNA of Dioszegia hungarica, 1095 nucleotides long. RefSeq lists its product as uncharacterized. The transcript has 5 exons. The record is from RefSeq and is a predicted model, not a curated record. The coding region runs from base 1 to 1095 and encodes 364 amino acids. NCBI's taxonomy places the organism in Eukaryota, Fungi, Basidiomycota, Tremellomycetes, Tremellales, Bulleribasidiaceae.
AUGUUUGACAACAACAACGACAACACCUCCAACUUCUCGUACGGCUCUGGUGCCCCGGACACUAGUCCUGGUACCUCCCUCGCCCAGUCACCCCCCUCCCGUGACAACGAGUUCCAGAACUUUAUGUUUGGCAAUUACGGUAUCAACACCCUUUCGGUUACGCCGGAGCCCGCCAGUCCGCCGGUCUCGCCUGGUACCGUUACCCCAUACACGGCUCCCUCCGUCUAUCCAUCCUACUAUCAAGACGAUGACCUUUCCUCGGCUCCCUUUGCGACCGCCUUCGUCCCCGGCUGGCAGGACGGCUAUGUUCCUCCUGCUCCCUCGGCUUACGUGCCGGUAGCCGAUUCGUUCGGGUACAACGCGCCCUCGUCCUACUCGGGUCACGUUUACCCCUCCGUCUUCCAGAGCGACGACCUUACUCCUGUCGUCCCUCCAUCCCCUACUCCAUCCAUCGACUUUGCCGAUCCCAUCUGGUCCAUCCGUCCUACCGCCGACGACCACUCGUGGUCGUACAUUGACCCAAGGCUCCUCCAGCCGGUCCCGGUCGCGUCGCCCUUCUCUGUGUCGGACGAUUCCCUUCAGACCGUCAUCGUCGCCAAGGUCCCCGGUACCUCUAGGUCGGUUCCGGUCUCGGUCGCUGAUUCAUCGGAGGAUGAGGUGGAGUCCACUGGGAAUACUACCGUGGUGGAGCAACGCCACGACGGGUCCGUGAUCAUCACUCAGCAAGGUCACCGCCACCCCAACGGCUGCGAUGCCUGUGCUCCGGGUCCGCGAGGUCGAGGUGUCCCGUGCAUGGUUCAUCCCGACUUCCCCAAGUGCGCGCGGUGCACUGCGUGGGGCAAGUUCUGCUCGCUCAACUAUAAGGUUUCCGGUGGUGGUGGCGGUGGGAAUGAUGAUACACCUUGGACCAUCUACUCGAACAAUGUGAUGAGUGGCGCCGGAGUCGAUCAUAAAUUCGCCAGCGCGACGACCUGUAGCACCGCCAGAGUGGGGAGAGUCAGGGCCGGCAGCGGGCGAGCAGGUGGCAGUGAAUGCCGAGGCGCCCGAGUCGUACUCCUCAUCGACGAUGACAACGGAGCGGUAGCGUACCGAUAG